AUGCGGGUACACAGAAGGCAGGGAGGAGGUUACCUGUCAAACAGCACAUUUGUACGAUUGCUGCCAAAAUGUUGCGCACUUCGCGACACAAAUCACUUAAUUGAUUGUGCAUUUAUCGGUGUCAAGAACUAUUCUAAAGACUUGGAGAGGCUUGCGGAGCAGUGGGUGGACGCAUGCAAAAAGGCUCCUCCGACAGAUCCCAGAUUCGCCAAUCUGGGAAGUACUGUGAUCGCAACACCUCUCUUCGACUCCUUGGUGGAUAAGUGGAGGUACCACAUGUCAAGUGGGAGACGGAACUACAAUCCAGCUACAGGGGAAUGCACUGCCUCCCCCUGUGGUGCAACCAAACAAUACCAACUUUGGCUGUGCGAUCAAAGCCAAAAAGAGCCCAUUCAACAAACAGCUGGACCUACAAUUACUACUGCCGUCACCAUGACGGCGACGGCGACAUCAACAACACCGAAAAGGAGCACUACUGUGGUGGCGAAGUCAGAUACGAGCUCAAAGCCUCCUCCUUCUGCAUCAACAAACCCUUUGAAGGCAAUGCACGUGUCGAAUUACCCUACAGAUCUUCCAAUCGAGGAAGAAGAUGAAGGAGCUGAAGAGGGAAAAGACGAAAAGGAGGAGGCAGAAGAGGCCCCUAAAUUGAUUGCAUCGAUGGAAAUCACUGUUGAGACAGUGAAGUCAAGUAUGAACUCACAGCCGCAUUUUGUUGUUAAUGGUGCUGAAAUGGAAGAAGCUGAAAACGAAAAAGGUGUGGAGGAAGAAGACAAGGAGGCAGGAAGGACCUCUGAAUCAACAAUACUCUCUCCGCACCUUCUCUACCUUGGCGUGAUUGCAAUCAUUCUCCUUUCUUGA
This is a messenger RNA of Echinococcus granulosus, 858 nucleotides long. RefSeq lists its product as hypothetical. The record is from RefSeq and is a predicted model, not a curated record. The coding region runs from base 1 to 858 and encodes 285 amino acids. NCBI's taxonomy places the organism in Eukaryota, Metazoa, Platyhelminthes, Cestoda, Cyclophyllidea, Taeniidae. The transcript has 4 exons.